AUGUCUGCUCCACUCGCCGAGGCACAGACCGCACAGAAAGGUAUGAACGACCUGACCCCUAGGGGGGCACGAGUGGGGCGCCGGGCUAAUAACGUCGUAGAUUGCCGGAAAUGCCAACUUCGCCGCAUCAAGUGCGAUCGCGGACUUCCGGGGUGUAUGAAAUGCUCCAAGCGUAGCCUCGAGUGCCCGGGGUAUGGUCCGCGGUUCAAAUGGGUCCAUGGAGUCGCCAGCCGGGGGAGUUUGCAGGGCAAACUGGUUCCUGUGCAAAACAAAUCAGCGCCUCUUGGGACGCAGGGGACUCGUCAUACUUGGAAUGUGCAGUAUGGAGGUCCGGCUAUAGAGGGACUGUCGAUCCCGCGCUCGCUGUCCAACCCUCUGUUGCGCGAAUCUAACUCCCCCUAUGCAUCUCACCUCAUGCCCUACUUCACGGAAUAUGUGGCCCGCAGACUCGCAUGGGUGGACGGGCCAGAGAAUCCAUGGCGACAGAUCGUUCUGCCGAUGGUCGAGGGCUCUGAAACCGUGCUGUCAUCUGUUCUCGCGCUGACCGCGCAUGACCUGGCAUCCCAGUAUCCUCGUCAUGAUCCCUGGUACGAACGAUUCCAGAGCAUCUCCAAAACCUACCAAGAAAAGGCCCUGGGCCGCCUGGCGCAAGAACUCAAUACGCUGCGCCAAUCGACUACCUCACAGCUCUGGAGUCGUGCGCUACCCACUGUGAUCCUGGCAUCGGCGAUCAUUUUGUGCAACAACGACAUGCUGAAUGCGCAGACGGCAGGAUGGCGGGUCCAUUUACAAGCCGCGCGGGAGGUUAUCCGAGCCGCCUGUUACGGCAAGACAAUCCACGUCGAGGAAUUCUUCUUGCAGGAGUACUAUACCACCUCGGUGUGGACACACCUGACGACCUUCCAUGAGGUGAACGAGAUUGUCCAUACUCCUGUAGCCAGCAGCAGAGAUGCCGUGUUCAUGGACUUCGUGCGGAUUGUCCACCAAAUCACCCAAACGGAACGUCUCCGGGCGAACUGCCAGCAGCCGCCGGAGAUGACCAUCGACGACAUCCAUGUUCAACUCAAGCUCGCUGAGGGAAACGCCCUAGAACUUAUUCAAGGUAUCCAAUUCUGGUCGGAAAUCGAUCGACGCGAUUGCGAGCAGCUCGUCUCGAUGUAUCGCCACGCGGGCCUUGUCUACAGCUACCAAGCCCUUGCGAGCCGUCCUACCGUGGAACCACUUAUCCAAGACUCGCGCAAUCAAAUCCUAGAACAUUUGCAAUGUCUUUCCGGGACGGGGUACGAGAUGUUCGCCCAGGAUUUGGUUUGGCCGCUCUUUGUUGCCGGGACCGAGUGUCAAGACAGCCGGCUUCGCCAGAAGACGAUUGAGCGCGAACUCACCAUCGUGAUGCGCAUCAGCCGGAUCUUGGAUCGAGACCGAAUGUUGUCGUUUUUGAAGACGUGGUGGAUGCUGUCUGAUCCUCAAUGUAGCUCGUGGAUCGAUCUGGCGCGGAAGCAGUCUUCUGAGUGCAAUUUUGUGAUUAUUUGA
Penicillium alfredii is the source of this 1530-nucleotide messenger RNA. RefSeq names its product Zn(II)2Cys6 transcription factor. Gene Ontology annotation, biological process: positive regulation of transcription by RNA polymerase II. NCBI's taxonomy places the organism in Eukaryota, Fungi, Ascomycota, Eurotiomycetes, Eurotiales, Aspergillaceae. The transcript has a single exon. Gene Ontology annotation, molecular function: DNA-binding transcription factor activity, RNA polymerase II-specific; zinc ion binding; transcription cis-regulatory region binding. Gene Ontology annotation, cellular component: nucleus. The coding region runs from base 1 to 1530 and encodes 509 amino acids. The record is from RefSeq and is a predicted model, not a curated record.